Erythranthe guttata (spotted monkey flower) is the source of this 1686-nucleotide messenger RNA. The record is from RefSeq and is a predicted model, not a curated record. NCBI's taxonomy places the organism in Eukaryota, Viridiplantae, Streptophyta, Magnoliopsida, Lamiales, Phrymaceae.
GAGAAAAGGCGUCUUGAUAAACGCCGCUGAGAAAAAUCCUCCCCACCUCCAUCUUUCUUUCCCUGAUUCGCUGCCGAUUUGUGCCUUCUUCGCCGCCGAUUUGUGCAUUCUUCGCCGCCCUGAGAAUUUCGAUUCCGAUUGAAAAUGAGAGAGUGCAUCUCCGUUCACAUUGGCCAGGCCGGUAUCCAGGUUGGGAAUUCGUGCUGGGAGCUUUAUUGCCUUGAGCACGGCAUUCAGCCCGAUGGCCAAAUGCCAAGUGAUAAAACAGUUGGAGGAGGUGAUGAUGCAUUCAACACCUUUUUCAGUGAAACCGGUGCUGGAAAACACGUCCCACGUGCAAUCUUCGUUGAUCUCGAACCAACCGUAAUUGAUGAAGUCAGGACUGGAACUUACCGACAACUCUUCCACCCCGAGCAGCUCAUCAGUGGCAAAGAAGACGCUGCGAACAAUUUCGCACGUGGCCACUACACAAUUGGGAAAGAGAUAGUUGACCUAUGUCUAGACCGAAUAAGAAAGCUCGCAGACAAUUGCACAGGGCUCCAAGGGUUCCUUGUCUUCAACGCAGUAGGUGGAGGCACAGGUUCCGGCUUAGGUUCCCUCCUUCUCGAACGUUUGUCCGUUGACUAUGGCAAAAAGUCAAAGCUCGGCUUCACAGUCUACCCUUCCCCACAGGUCUCCACAUCUGUAGUGGAGCCUUACAACAGUGUUCUCUCCACUCACUCCCUCCUCGAACACACAGAUGUCGCCAUACUCCUCGACAACGAAGCCAUAUACGACAUCUGCAGACGCUCCCUUAAAAUUAAAAGGCCCCUUUAAAAAAACCUCAACCCCCUUUUUUUUCAGGUGAUCUCUUCGUUGACCGCAUCUCUAAGAUUCGACGGAGCACUUAAUGUGGAUGUGACCGAAUUCCAAACCAACUUAGUACCUUACCCAAGAAUUCACUUCAUGCUUUCUUCAUACGCACCUGUAAUCUCAGCAGAGAAAGCAUACCAUGAACAGCUUUCCGUAGCUGAAAUUACCAACAGUGCGUUCGAGCCCUCUUCAAUGAUGGCUAAGUGUGACCCACGUCAUGGCAAAUACAUGGCUUGCUGUUUGAUGUACCGUGGAGAUGUAGUGCCUAAAGAUGUGAAUGCAGCUGUGGCAACCAUCAAGACUAAACGGACUAUCCAGUUUGUGGACUGGUGCCCCACGGGUUUUAAGUGCGGUAUCAAUUACCAGCCGCCGACUGUGGUACCGGGCGGUGAUCUUGCUAAGGUGCAGAGGGCUGUUUGCAUGAUUUCGAAUUCGACUAGUGUGGCUGAGGUGUUUUCGAGGAUUGACCAUAAGUUUGAUCUCAUGUACGCCAAACGGGCCUUUGUGCACUGGUAUGUGGGUGAGGGAAUGGAGGAAGGGGAAUUCUCGGAGGCGAGGGAAGAUCUUGCUGCGCUGGAGAAGGAUUAUGAGGAGGUUGGUGCUGUGGGCACUGAGGAUGAUGGUGAUGAUGGUGAGGAGGAUUAUUGAGGUUUGUUCGACUUUUUCUCGAUUCUUGUUUCUCCUGGUUUGUUUAAGUAUUACUUGCACUAUGACUAUGAAUUUUACUUCUAGUAUCCGAAUUGUUGAACCAUUACAUGUAUUUGAAUAAAUUUCUCUUCAUUCUGGAUCCAAAAAUUACUCGAGAGCCUGAUGAUUGAAAUGGAUUCUGCUUUC